GCAUCCAUGGAACUCCACAUGCAAGUGUGCCACAGAUUUCCAGAGAGAGUUUCAGGAGACUGGCAGUGCCAUGCCAUGCCUUGCUGUUGGUGCCACAAUCCUAGUCUGUCUUGUUCACAAGCCUGAGCGGCCACAUUUUGAGUUCAUUUCAUGGACUUACUCAUGCAAGUUUGAUGUGAUUUUUUUUUUUUUUUUUUUUUUUUUUUUUUUUUCCAGUGGGGUUCCAGAGAAUGUGGGCGCAAAUCCAGAGAAAAUUGCAGAUGGAGGGAUCCAUGAGUAAUAGUUGCUCAUUACCCCUUGUCAGAAGCAUUUAGGAGUUGGAGUCUUCCGCAUGAAUCCCUCGCAAAGCUCAGAAACAUUGCUCACAUUGGUUGCGCCUUUUGGACAGAUUCAUAAGGAUGAUAUAUUAGGGUUUGUUUUGGGGGGGGGUCCUCAACACGAGCUAGGUUUCUGUAUUGAACCGCUGCAGAUCAUCUGCGCAGAAUGCAGAUGUUAGUGGUGGUCAGGAUCGCACAGUAAUGCGCUCCUUGACUGGUUUGAAAUCAUUCUGGAGAUUUCAGCUCCCCGGUUUGAUAGUCCUCUUACUUAGAAUGUGCUAAAUAAUCUCCUGAACUAGUGGAAUGAUGAUUUAUAUGCUAUGCUGCGCAACUUCAAUCCUGUUGUGCUCGCGUAUGCUUUCUAUUGGAUCUUCGUAUAUUUUAAAGAUUCUGCUUUAGUUAUAUUCCAUGAAUAUAGUUUGAGCCGAUUUAGGUCUCUCCAGGGAACCUUGCAGCCAGAGUUGAAGCGUUUGAAUCUCUGAAGUAGUGAAGUUUGGCACUUAUUAGGGUUCCUCACGUUGUUCAGGAUUUGGGUUAAGUCUCUUAGAGACGAUGGAGGCUAAGCCUCAUUUGGUAUUGCUGGUUUCCCUACUCGUAGUUUCCGUUCAUUUGGUAUCAUGCGCCCGGAAUUUUGUCGUUGUAUGGGAUGCCGACGACAUCCAUAAAGAGAAUCGUGAUACUGGAUCCAAUGGAGAGGUCAUUACGUUGGAUGACAAGGAUGAGAAGAAGGGACCAUUCGGAUUCAUGGAUCCUCAGGGACCGAUUCUUGAGUGGGAUGAAUUCGGAGACACCGAAGAACCAAUGGAGUAUGUGGUCGAUCCGGGCUCCUGGAGUCACGUUCUUGAGCAUGAGAACAGGGGUGAACAUCCUAAUGAGUAUGCAGCUGCUGUUCGAAAGAUGGUGGAGGGUUUGAGUAAUGGAGAGUUGAGCGUGCUGAAUGAAGCUAUCAGGGGCUUGCAAUCAGUCGCCGAAAAUGGAAAUGUGCAUGCAGAAUCUACACUUGCUUUCCUGUACGCGUCUGGUUCCGGUGUACAGCAGAGUGAUGCGAAAGCUUUUCUGUAUCAUCAUUUUGCAGCACAUGGAGGGAACUUGCAGUCGAAAAUGGCUCUAGCCUACAGCUAUUCCAGACAGCAGAUGUACGAGGAGGCGGUGGUAUUGUAUUCUGAGUUGGCCGCGGUUGCUAUGGCAAGUUUCAUCAGCUCCAAAGAUACCCCUCUUACGGAGCCCGUGCGCUUAAAUGAAGGAUUUGAAGAAAGCCGAGAAUCUUUGAAAAAGUUCCGUGGAGAAGAUGAUGAUGAUUUUCAAUUUCUAGAGUAUCAAGCUCACAAAGGAUAUCCAGAGGCCAUGUAUAGAUUGGGAGUGUUUUACUACUUUGGGCUGCGCGGGGUACGUCGAGAUCAUGGCAAGGCUCUGACGUGGCUUUUGAAGGCUGUGGAUAAGUCUGAUUCUCGUUCUAUGGAUCUCCUUGGGGAGAUUUAUGCUCGAGGAUAUGGUGUGGAGCGCAAUUAUUCCCAAGCUUACGAGUGGUUCCUGCAAGCUGCCAGCCAAAAUCAUUAUUCGGCCUUUAAUGGCAUCGGCUAUCUGUAUGUGAAGGGACGAGGUGUUGCUGAAGGCAAGAAUCUUACAAAGGCCAAAGAAUACUUCAGAAAAGCUGCAGAAGCUGGUGAUUCACAUGGCCAUUACAACAUGGGCAUUCUUUAUCUUAAAGGAUUGGGUGUGAAGAAAGACCUUAAGGUGGCCUGUAAGCACUUCAUGACUGCGGCUAAUAAGGGACAUCCAAAGGCAUUCUACCAGCUCGCCAAAAUGCAGCAGAGAGGGAUUCCAGGGUUGAAGAGAGAUCCGGCAACAGCGGCGGCGCUCUUCAAAAUUGUUGCAGAACGAGGUCCAUGGGGUUCAUUAAUGAAGUGGGCACUUGAGUGCUAUUUGAAGGGACAAACGGCAAAAGCUCUCCUUCUCUAUUCACGAGCGGCGGAACUUGGCUAUGAAGUUGGUCAAAGCAAUGCAGCAUGGAUCUUGGAGAAGUAUCACAAUGAAGGAAUAUGUCUGGGUCAAUCUGGAGUUUGUACCGACGCUGAGCGGCACCGGCGAGCACACAUCUUGUGGUCCUACUCCUCAGAGCAAGGGAAUGAGCAUGCAGCAUUACUAAUUGGCGAUGCAUACUACUAUGGCAGGGGGGCUGAAAAAAAUUUAGACCGGGCUGCAGAGGCAUAUAGGAAAGCACAGUUACAGCAGAACUCGCAAGCGAUGUUCAAUUUGGGCUAUAUGUAUGAGCAUGGUUUGGGUCUUCCGAAAGAUUUUCACCUUGCGAAGCGCUACUAUGAUCAAGCUCUGGAUACUGAACCUGCCGCUAUGCUUCCUGUUACGUUCGCAUUGAUAGGUCUAUACUUGCGGCAAAAAUAUGCUGGUAGUUUUAUUGUAAGUUUUUGGAUCACCAGUGAUAUGAUACAUGGGAGGUGGGCUGAUGAAAUUCUAAAAGCCAAACUUGAUUUUGAGGAAUCGUUCAAUCUUUUUCGUGUAAACUAUGACAACAUGACGUUGAUGACGCUCUUCGCUUGUUUGCUCACGGUUUUGUAUCUUCGACAGAGGCAACGCCGAAUGCACUAUGGCCAAUAUGUAGAUUCCUCACCGUCCUGAGGUAAUGUUUUCCUGUUAGAAAUGGAUCCUAUUAGGAUGUGGAAAGUUGGUGGUAAACAAACUUAUCUAAUCCCAUCUGAAUUUUUGAGUUCAUUAGCUUGAGGUUUGUUGGAGACGGUCAAUACCCGUCGUUACAACUGUACAUUACAUGCCUCGGCCACAUUUUAGCAAUAGACACAUUGGGCACCUAUUUCGAUUCCAUGCUUGAUAACUUUUGAGUAGACAUCAAGUGAACAUGGUUAUGCCGCUUGGACACGUAAUGGGUAAGAUUAUCAUCAAGUUCAUACUCAAUUGUUCUCAUACUCAAUUUUUCAAUAUUUUUAACAUAUCUGAAAGGCGCAUUUUGGGUAUGCUCAUUAUGCAAACUCAAAAAUGUCAACUUCGUUCUUCCUGAA
Messenger RNA from Physcomitrium patens, 3346 nucleotides. Lineage: Eukaryota; Viridiplantae; Streptophyta; Bryopsida; Funariales; Funariaceae. The record is from RefSeq and is a predicted model, not a curated record.